Messenger RNA from Penicillium daleae, 825 nucleotides. RefSeq names its product carbon-nitrogen hydrolase family protein. Gene Ontology annotation, molecular function: hydrolase activity, acting on carbon-nitrogen (but not peptide) bonds, in linear amides. The transcript has 5 exons. The record is from RefSeq and is a predicted model, not a curated record. The coding region runs from base 1 to 825 and encodes 274 amino acids. NCBI's taxonomy places the organism in Eukaryota, Fungi, Ascomycota, Eurotiomycetes, Eurotiales, Aspergillaceae.
AUGGUUCUUGCAGCCGUGGGGCAGCUCUGCGCGACGGCGAGCAUAACAUCCAAUCUAGCCCAAUGCCAGACAUUAAUCCGUAAGGCUGCAGCAGCGGGUGCUAAGGUCCUUUUCUUGCCUGAGGCAUCAGACUAUAUUGCGUCUUCCGCAGAGGAGUCCCUCGCCCUUGCCCAGUCACCGGACUGUGGUGAUUUUAUUUCGGCUCUACAACAAGCUGCAAGAGGAGAGAGCAUGCAUAUAAAUGUUGGCAUACACGAGAUGGCUUCUGAGAAUAGGCUCAAGAACUCCUUGGUCUGGAUUGAUGAUAAGGGAAUCAUCACCCAAAACUACCAGAAAGUCCAUCUAUUCGACGUUGAAAUCAAGGAUGGUCCCAUCUUAAAAGAGAGCAAGAACGUCGAACCUGGACAGAAAAUCCUUCCACCCUUUGAUACGCCGGUUGGACGUGUCGGUCUGGCCAUCUGCUUUGAUCUACGCUUCCCGGAAAUAAGCCUGGCGUUGCGGCGUCAAAAUGCGGAAGUCAUUACCUAUCCAUCUGCAUUCACAGUUCCAACAGGCAAAGCCCAUUGGGAAUCUCUGCUCAGAGCUAGAGCUAUUGAGACUCAGACUUACGUGAUAGCAGCUGCGCAAGGAGGCCUGCAUAAUGAGAAGAGGCGCAGCUAUGGCCACUCUAUGAUUGUUAACCCUUGGGGCGAGGUAGUAGCAGAAUUGGGUGAAGAGUACCCAGAACCGCAGAUUGCGACAGCGAAUAUUGACCUUGACCUGGUGUCGAAGAUUCGAAGGGAAAUGCCCCUACUCAGGAGGACCGAUAUCUACCCAGAGGUCUAA